Molecule: messenger RNA, 993 nt
Organism: Penicillium brevicompactum
Lineage: Eukaryota; Fungi; Ascomycota; Eurotiomycetes; Eurotiales; Aspergillaceae
Product: putative salicylate synthetase
Exons: 1
Coding region: 1-993 (330 amino acids)
Biological process (GO): L-tryptophan biosynthetic process
Molecular function (GO): isochorismate synthase activity; oxo-acid-lyase activity
Source: RefSeq, a predicted model, not a curated record
AUGGCCACUUCUCAGCCUGUUUUCCCCGAGAACGGACGGUACACUUGGUCGAAAUUCCAUUACCUUGAGGGGGUUGGUGAGAAAGAAGUGAAAGAGUUACGCGAGUUUGUUGAAAAUGUCGGUGCUUUGCAAGUUGGGACUUCGCUCGAAAUAAUUGGAGUCAACACAUCCAAUGAUGCAAGCGAAUACGUUAAUCUGGUCGAAAACGCAUUAGCGGAUAUAGCCCAAGGGGAGUAUACAAAGAUCAUUCUAUCAAGGGCUGUGGAGAUUGAGCACAAGAUCGAUAUGCCUGCAACUCUGCUGCUAGGCCGUCAGGGAAACAAUCCAGCGAGAAGCUUCUCCCUGAAUCAAGGGGGCUAUCAAGCCACAGGGUUCAGUCCAGAAUUAGUGAUGUCCGCGAAGAAUCGAAAAUUGGUGACUGAGCCAUUGGCUGGGACUCGGUCUUGCAAAGGAACAGCAAUGGCAGUAGAUGCACUGCGAAGAGAACUCAAAGGAGACCCCAAAGAGGUUUUAGAGCAUGUACUUUCAGUCCGAGCAACAGUCGAAGAGCUAAGUCAACUUUGUCAGCCGGGAACCGUUGCAAUCGAGGAUUUCAUGUCGGUCAGAAAAUGCGGUCCUGUUCAGCAUCUCGGUUCACGUGUCACAGGGAUUUUAGCAGAUGACAAGGAUAUGUGGAACGCAUUUGAUGUCUUGUUUCCAUCGAUCACCGCGUCCGGUAUCCCAAAACAAGUAGCCAUCAAUGCAAUACAGCGUCUGGAGGCUCGGCCACGCGAGCUCUAUUCCGGGGCGGUCAUCAUGAUAGAUGGCCCUGACUCUUUUGAAGCGGCUCUUGUGCUGCGUACUGUGUUUCAACAGCCAGGUCGACAGUGGAUCCAAGCUGGAGCAGGCAUAAUCUCGCAGUCGAGUCCGGAACGAGAGUUCACCGUAACAUGUGAGAAGUUGGCAAGUAUCGGGCCAUUUGUUGUCCCCAUUGCAACGGAUGGGGAUUCAUAA